CACUUCCGCUCCGCGAGAGGCGAAAGGCACGCGUCCAGGCGACGGAGGCACUCACAGACACAAAGAAAGAUCGGUAUGUCGGAUGAAGAUUCGCGUGCCAGCACCAGUUCUUCGUCUUCCUCAUCCUCUAUAACUAAUCUGCAAGAGAAAAGCACCCCUAGCAAGAAACGAGACAGCAAAGCCAGCAUGAGCAAGACUUCCAAACUCCUCUCCACCAGUGCUAAAAGAAUUCAGAAGGAGUUGGCUGAUAUUACUCUGGAUCCACCACCAAACUGCAGUGCGGGUCCAAAAGGAGAUAACAUCUAUGAGUGGAGGUCCACCAUCUUGGGCCCGCCCGGCUCAGUCUACGAGGGAGGGGUCUUCUUCCUGGACAUCGCCUUCACACCAGACUACCCCUUCAAGCCCCCCAAGGUGACGUUCCGUACGAGGAUCUACCACUGUAACAUCAACAGCCAGGGAGUCAUCUGUCUGGACAUCCUGAAGGACAACUGGAGCCCGGCACUCACCAUCUCCAAGGUGCUGCUGUCCAUCUGCUCCCUCCUCACAGACUGCAACCCUGCUGACCCUCUGGUGGGAAGCAUUGCCACCCAGUACACAACAAACAGACCAGAACACGACCGAAUAGCCAAACAGUGGACCAAGCGCUACGCCACAUAAUCCCAGGAGAAUGCAAGACAUCAUCACGGUAGAGCAUCAGAAAAAACAAGCUGCCUCUUGGACGACUCUGGGGGGAGGGGGGGAGGGGGGAGGGAGGGAGAAGGGGGGGGAGGGAGAAGGGGGGUCAGAAGGGGAGGGCGGUGGGUGUGAGGGAAGGAUUGAGUGAUUAAUUUUUAUCUUGGAACUGAAGUCUUAUCUCUUGAUAUUUUUGUUGAUUGUGUUUUAAGUUAUCUCUGCCCAUCUGUAAUCAAGAUUUGGCAAUAAUGUACCAUAUUGUGCGUUUCUUUUUUUUGUAAAUGAAUUCAUUUUUAGCUUGUGCUUGGAAACAAAAUAAUCUAGUCUGACUGCUUGUUUAAGGUGUUGCAGCAUGAUUCCCUGAGUUUCAAAUGUCAUGUUAAUGUGGAUUUUUCACUGAUAUUAAAGUUAGUUGAUGUAAA
Molecule: messenger RNA, 1094 nt
Organism: Hypomesus transpacificus
Lineage: Eukaryota; Metazoa; Chordata; Actinopteri; Osmeriformes; Osmeridae
Gene: ube2e1
Product: ubiquitin-conjugating enzyme E2E 1
Exons: 6
Coding region: 76-657 (193 amino acids)
Biological process (GO): protein polyubiquitination
Cellular component (GO): nucleus
Molecular function (GO): ubiquitin conjugating enzyme activity
Source: RefSeq, a predicted model, not a curated record